This is a messenger RNA of Symbiodinium sp. CCMP2592, 1182 nucleotides long. NCBI's taxonomy places the organism in Eukaryota, Dinophyceae, Suessiales, Symbiodiniaceae. The record is from the annotation of a GenBank genome assembly.
AUGGCUCUUCUGGAAAAGGCUACCGAUUUCCGAAGGAGUGCGACAAGGACCAUGUCGGAGAAAUGGUCGACCUUCUCGAUGCCCGGAGCCUUCAGGAGAGCCAGGGAAGCGAUGACCGGUCCUGCCAAGAUGCCUCAUGAUCCUCUGGAGGACCAGCGUGCCGAGCUCGUGGAGCUGGAUGCCUUGAUCUCCAUCCUGGGCACUUGCGCCAGCACCCUGUCCACCUCUGUCGAUAUGCUUGCUGCUGCGCCGAAGCCGUUGUUUGACCCGCUCAGCCGGUUCUACAGUCAAGGAAUGCCUGGCAGUGCGGCCAUUCAGAGACUUUGUGCUCAAAUGGACUCUUUCGCAAGUCAUGUCCAGGAGCACGAUGCGGAGAUCGAGGCAUUGCAGACGAAGCUUCGGGGUCUGUCGGAGCGAAACAAGACUGUUCAUCAGUCAUUCUCAUCCCGGGAUGCUGCUUGGACAAGUCAGGACCACUACACCAAAAAGUUGGAGAAGAUUCGUGAUCAGAUUGCCAAAAGUGGAACCUCGUCUGCGCUCGUGGACAAGCUCAACCGGAACGAGGAGAAGAAGCGGACCAGCCAGCAGGAGUUUGCAACACGCACCAGCGAGACAGGACGACAGGUGAACGAAGCUCUGUCGAACAGGUGGCAAGAGAUUGGACAGGUUGUUGCGGAGCUUUGCCAAUACUACACAGUUGUUUUUCAGGCAGCAGGGACUUUGCGACACGAGCUACAACAGGUGUGUGAAGAACUGACGAAGCCCUCGACCACGCAAGCCCUCGCUCGGAUGGGUCGGGAGAUCGCCUCACAAGCACAGGAGACGGCAAACACCUUCGUGGACUCACUCCGGGCCAGGUGUAGCAAGUGGAACGAGGGCGAGGGUGGUGCUGGCCCACUAGCAUUGACCCACCAGUACAGAUCAUCAAGGUCGAGCCUGUCCAGCUCCCAGGAGGCCCUCAGCUAUGACGGUGGCGAGAUCAUAGAGGGGCGACCGGUCGCAUACGGCUACUCGAACGGUUCGAGCUGGCAAGCCACUUCCUCCCAAGGGUGGCCUGUCCCAGCGUCGACUUGGCCAAACGAAGAGGGCAUGGGAGCUCAGCAAGGUCAUAUGCCUCGUUCCCCAUGGGACACGAAGGACCGCGGUGACCGCAGAGCCGACGUGAAAAGCCCUUGGGGUUGA